ACGUCUCGCACAUUCGCUGACCUGAACUGGUUUCAGCAACAAAUACGCACCUAUCAUCUAGCAAUUUCCCACAGUACCUGAAGGCAGCAUUACGCUUUCCUGUGAAAGAGGCGUGGCGUGUUUCGCCAGGCAAGGGCACACAAGAUUGGAUGACACUCGUCUUAUUUCGGGACCUUAAACCACAGCUGUAGUUUGGAUCUAAAAACACUGCGAAGCUCUCAAGCAUCACCAAUGUGACUUUGGAGCCUUGCUGCGUGUGAUGGUGACAUACUGACUGGGGUUGCUUCGGCCCCUGUUGUGAAUGGCUGUAAGCAGAGGGAGCAUCGCCUUCUGGGUGGGGUGUGUCCGCAUCCAUGGCAGAAGGCAGCCCGUCACAAAGCACAUCGGGAGUCUGAGUCAGCCAGUUGACUUGCAGUGGAUCUGCCCAACACGUCCUUUCAGCAGCGCAUCAUGGGCCUUGGCGCCUACGGACAGCUUGAGAAAUCAGACAAUUAAGCAACCGAUUCUGUCCCACCCCUUCCAUCGUGCCAGCUGGCCACAGAGGGUUGCUUACCACGAAGAGGAGUGGGAGGAGUCGCUCAGCAUGUGUGUGCUGGUGCGACCAAAUGAGUCAAGUGGCGUACACACUCUGGUGGAAAUCCCGUUGUUUGGUCAAACUAAAUUAGGAGAAUUACUUGCUCCAGGGUUUCACAAGUCCUCUGAGUUUUCCUUCCUAUUGACCACAGUGGACGGCAGCAGAGUGGAUGACAUCAGCGUGAGCAGCUUCAAGAGAAGCAGCAAACAUCCACUAGAGAGACAGCACGGCUGUUUUAGAAGCCUUUUUGAAGCGGAGAGGUGCCCUGCACCGUUCAUGUGUGGCUCUCAGUUUUAUUGUUUCCAUUCCCCGGGAACACAACCGAUGGCCCACAGCAGGCAUAACCCCAGGCAGGAUUUUGGACUUGAGAGAAACAAGAUGGAGGAGUUGCCCCGGCUGCAUCCCAACUCUCUGUGUAGCCGUGAAGCAAGAACAGAGGGGUCGCAUCGUGAAGGAGACAGUGAAGGAGAGCAGAAGCUGGCCAUAGCAUAUGAACGACUGAGGAGUGAACUUCCAAAUUUCUUCCGUAAGAAUCAUGACUACACCAUGUACUCCAAUGAUAUUGAAUUCAUCAAUGGACUUCUCAAUACCAAGACCAGAGGACGGGUGGUAUACCAGCUCACCCUCUCCCUGUGGCGCCUCAUGUGUCUGUUGUACUUCGCUGACGCGCGGCUGGAGGUGCUGAAACUGACCAAGCACAUGGAAGACGGGACCAUUAAGGCUCGCUGGAGGGUCAGGGGCCUUCCCUUCCUUACACUGAUGCUACGCUUCUACCGCAAAGACAAAUCACACCUGUACAGGUCCUAUGAUGCUUUCUCCACAUUCUACAUAGGACAUGACGGACUCGUCCACUGUCAUAAAGUUGAAAAGGUGAUGCCGGCUCAGCCGCCAGUCCUUCCCAGAGUCACGUCCCUCCUGGCCAGCGCUCUCGUGGCUCUGGGGGUGGAGGAGAACCGACCGGCUCUCAAUCUGCUGCCCCUCCUCCUGUCCUCACUGCGGCAAGUCAGAGACUGACGGCGGUUGGAGGAACAACAGCCAAACCUCGGCAUGCUGAAGGUCCACAAGACUAUUUCAUUGUCACCAUAGGAGCACCUGACAAGAUCUGCACGAAUGCUCAUAUUUUUUUGCCCCUGAACAAAAUGCCCAUUUACGCACAGCUUCUUGUCUAACUAGUCGUCAUGGUGGCGUUUUGGUCAACUCUCAAUUAUUACACUUCAUCAGUGUUGUGAACAUAUUUGUUGGAAGAGAAUCUUCGUCCUACAACAUGAAACAUACGUUUGAUUUCUCUCCCUAAUGAAUUCGUUACACAAGACGCAUUUGCUGAAGAGCAAACGCAAACUGUUUCCUGAAAAUGCUCCAUUGUUAUUGUCAAUGUAGAUGUUUGAAGCUGUUCAUGUGCAAUAGGUCAGUGAAGAAAACUCCAUAGACUGAAAAAUCACUUGACAUACGAACCAUUUCAAAUAGACUUAGCAAUGCGAGUUAGUCUUGUGUAAUCAAAGGUGUUGUUGGGUAAAUCUGGAUUUAUUUGUGGUUUAAAAUGUUUACUGUCUACACGAGUGCAGCACUAAAUCUGCUUUGGUUUAUUUUUUCCCUGUGUGCUUUCUGCAUGAUCUUUCCCUAUCCAGGAAUAGUCCCUUCAAACUUUCAUCCACCCAGAUGUGUUCUAGAUUAUAUUCAAUAAAGCCUCCAAUAAUGACGACCAAAAGAA
Phyllopteryx taeniolatus (common seadragon) is the source of this 2282-nucleotide messenger RNA. It is a transcript of the gene c21h6orf136, whose product is annotated as chromosome 21 C6orf136 homolog. Lineage: Eukaryota; Metazoa; Chordata; Actinopteri; Syngnathiformes; Syngnathidae. The transcript has 7 exons. Bases 302 to 1588 code for a protein of 428 amino acids. The record is from RefSeq and is a predicted model, not a curated record.